Rangifer tarandus platyrhynchus (Svalbard reindeer) is the source of this 633-nucleotide messenger RNA. The record is from the annotation of a GenBank genome assembly. NCBI's taxonomy places the organism in Eukaryota, Metazoa, Chordata, Mammalia, Artiodactyla, Cervidae.
AUGUCGGGCAGGUCGGUUCGAGCCGAGACCAGGAGCCGGGCCAAAGAUGAUAUCAAGAGGGUCAUGGCGGCUAUCGAGAAAGUGCGCAAAUGGGAGAAGAAGUGGGUGACUGUGGGCGACACAUCCCUGCGAAUCUACAAGUGGGUCCCCGUGACGGAGCCAAAGGUUGAUGAUAAAAGUAAGAACAAGAAGAAGGGCAAAGAUGAGAAGUGUGGCUCAGAGGUGACCACCCCGGAGAACAGCUCCUCCCCGGGAAUGAUGGACAUGCAUGAUGAUAACAGCAACCAGAGCUCCAUCGCAGAUGCCUCCCCCAUCAAACAGGAGAACAGCAGCAACUCCAGCCCUGCUCCCGAGCCCAAUUCAGCUGCGCCCAGCGAUGGCACCGAUGCCAAGGUGGACGACGCCCAGGCCGAUGGGAAGGAGCUCCCCGGGGCUGAAGAUGCUUCCGACGAGCAGAAUUCACAGUCUUCAAUGGAAAACUCGAUGAACAGUUCAGAGCAAGUCGAACGGCAGCCGUCUGGAGAUGUGGGCCUGGCUGCAGAGACAUCCACAAUCUCUCAGGACCUGGAAGGAGUGCCACCCUCCAAAAAGAUGAAACUGGAGGCUUCGCAACAGAACUCCGAGGAGAUGUAG